UGAGAACGAUAGUAAUUAAUCGAAAAUAUUUGAAAAACUACACACUAAAAGUUCGUGAGAAAUAAUAUUUAGUACAACAUAAUUAUUCACAUCCUCAAAAUAUAAAAUUUAGUCUAUGAUAUGGGAGUAAAAAUCGAAAGCAGUGAAAUUAUAAUUAUUAGAUUUAUUAUUUAUUAUCUAAUGUUAAGUGCAAGCUGUGAUAUUAAAUUAAUUACCUGUGAUAUUCAUCAUAUGAUACAAAGCUACUACAACAAUAGUCGGAAUAAUACUGGCGAUGGUGUUAUGGAUAUCGACACGACUAAAGAUUUCAAGAUUAAUGCUACAGAAUUAGAGCAGCACAUAAUGAAUGGAUUAAACAUGAAAACAAAGCCGGACGUUAAUCUGGCAAACAUUAGUCAGGAAGAGUACUUUACCAAAUAUAAAGAAUAUUUGAAUAAAGUAAAUUCCCGUAAGAAGAGAUCCACAAAAUUAUAUGGUGAUGAUAUCACACGGACUGUAUUCGACGAUGACGACGAGGACAGUGAAACGCUUAAGAAAAUAUUUACCUUCCAAUAUUCGAAUCAAUCGAAUAAUGUUGGAAGUAAACGAAGACGUCGUUCAACACUAGAUGAAGAUGUUACAUCACUAAGCUUUGAAAUUAAAGAUAAGAAAGAUCUUCCGACGAUGGUAGAGGAAGCAAUAUUAAAUGUGUUCUUGACAAAUAGCAUUAACUUCAUAACAACGUCAGCAAACUCAAAAGCAGACACAGAAACUGAAAGUGAUUAUGAUGAUAGUAGUUCGUCGAGUCACGACAUUUCACCAAAAAAGUUCACACUCAAGUCAAAUAGUAAAAAUUCAAAUAAAUCUCAUCAAGUUCAUAUAAGACAUUCAGAGUCAAAUAAAAAGCAACACUCGAAUAGAAAUAAAAUUCAAUUUAUUCCCAAUACACAGACGGUACGAUUGCAUGUGUAUCAACAUGAGCCACAAAACGGUAGAAUAUUUUUAUUUCACAAAGAUAUCGCAUUACCAAUAAAUUCCAAUUCCGAUGACAAGAAGUUCGCUUACAAUAAAUGGGUACAGUUGGAUCUGACCUCGAUCGUGAGGACAUGGAUUCAGGGAAGUGAUAAGGAAUUGAAUAUUGAUGUCCAUUGUGAACAGUGCUCAAAGUAUGGCAUUUACAUUGUCAAUGAAGCUAGUCAAAGCAACAAACGUUUGGAUGAAUCUACAAAUAAUCCUGCAUUGAAUGUUAUUGGUGCAAUUGUUAGAUCAAAAAGGAAGACACAAAAUAAUAAAAGAAAAAAUAAUAAUCAAGACGCCAAAGAGAAUCAAAAGCACAAAAAGACUCAUUGUCGACAUAAUGGCGAAAAGAAAUGCUGUCGACAUAAAUGGACAAUCGACUUUAAAGAGCUUGGUGGAUAUGAGUAUAUAAUUCAGCCAAGACACUUCGAUGCAGGCUUUUGUGAUGGUACGUGUCCAUUCAGGCACAAUAUGGGAAGUAAUCAUGCGUACUUCCAAUCAUUAGCGCAUCAUCAGCUUAAGAAGGAUGAUGUACCGAAUGUUUGUUGUGCACCAACACGCUUACAGGAUCUCGAAAUUCUACACAUUGAUGAAAAUGAUCAUACGAAAUUAAAAGUUACAACAAUGAAAAAGAUGCGAGCUAUGAAAUGCUCGUGCACGUAAGGGUGACAUCUACAUCACUUAUGAAUAGCCCAAAAAAAAUAAAUUUUCUCAUAAAUCAGGCAAAACAAUUCAUAAUAAGUUCCUAAUCAUCAAUUUAAUUUAUUUGUUAUUAUUUAAAAUUUGUAUUUCCAUGCAGCCCAAAUGUUUUUGGCUAGCAAAACUCAAUUUCAUGUAGAUUAUUAUAAUUUUUAUUUACCAAACAAUACAAAUGAAAAUAUGAGUGAAUCGGUUGCCAUGUUGAGCACAAUCAAAUGCCAAAUUGUAGAAUAUUCGGAAAGGAUAUGAAUUUGCCUGUUGGAUAUAUUCUAAAUUAAUCAUGCAAAUUAUUUGUCUACAUAAUCAAUUAGUCAAAAUUGAUUCAUUUCAAAUGAAGCAUUUAACAGUCAAUAAAAUUAAAGUUUGCUCAUAAAUAUUCAGUAUCAGUUCUUUAGAAUUCCAAUUCAUGAAAUGUAAAUAAUCUGAUAGCAUUGGUAUUUAUAUUGAUUUGGAUCAAUGCUGUUUUCUAUUUGAGUAAAGAAAUUUGAUAUGUAUUGAACUUUUGCAGAAUGUUUUAACAAAAGUUAAGACAAAUCGGAAAACAAUGCUCCUGCAAAUCAAAUUCGGGGCCGUUCACUUAUGACGUCCAAGGGGGGGGGGGGGGGGGUGGUCAGCAAGACAAGAACAAUAGAAAUUCCUGGAAAUCCAUUAUUCUCUUUUGAAAAUUUUUUGAUCCCUUAUACAUUCUGGAAUCUUUUAGUAUCUCCAGGAAUCACUCUAGUAUUGCAUACUAAAUGAAAAGUUUUCACAAAAACAACCAAUGUUGUUUAGUAACAAACAAUCAAUUCCUAAUUCAGCCUAAUCCUUUAAUUCUAAAGCAUCAAGAGAUUUCCCAUGCCACAAUAAUCUUAAAAGUAAUUUAAACUCCUCGAUGUCAGACACAGAAGCCUUAAAUUUUUUUUUUUUAAAAAAGAAGCUUUAUUUAUUCAUUGUCUGAGCAAAGCUUUUUCUUUUAGGCUGUAAUGGAUUAAGUAAAAAUUCAUAUUUUGGACGUCAAUUGCCUUAAAGUCAUUUACAUUUAUGCCUUAAGAAAUUUCGUCGAGCAAGACUUUAAGUUAUUUUCUGAAACAAUGUAGAAAGCCGAUUUGAAAACUUCAGUCAAUUUAAAUCUUCCAGAAGUCAAUUAAUGAAUAUAAAAUAGUUUAUAGCUUUAAAAUCUUAACUCAAAAGCUUGAUAUCAACUCUGAAUUAACAAAAAAUAAUCUAUUAAAUUCUGUCGAAAUUAUUUUAUGAAAAUAUCUUAAAAUCAUCCAAAUUGAAUCAACCAUAAAAAAAAUCUUUAAGGUUCAUUGUUAACAUUAGGUUACAUACUACAGCAGUCAAUGAAUCUACACAUAUGAAAAAAAUGCACCAUGUCUGCUACAUGUAAUAAAUCUUUUGAUAAAGGUGCUCUUGAAAAGUACAAUAAGAGAUCAAGUGAACAAUGUUGACUUCCAAAAAAAUUGACAAAUCACCCAGCAACCAAAAUUUAAAUUUUUAUGAAUUAAUGGCUUGUCUGGUUGCUGAUGGUUAGAAUGCUGUCAAAAAAUAUUACAAAAAUGAAAAAUUAUGAAAAUGAGAAAACAUGAAAAUGAAAGAAAUUUGUAUAAUCAGGAAUAAAAAUAAGUUAAGUGACACUAAGAAGAAUGUUAAAGUAUUCAAAAUUACCAUAAGUAGAUAGGCAAACUAGAAUAAGCUUCCAUAGCUAGAAUAUUAUUAACAAAAUCAGUAGAAUAGACUAGAUUCAUAAGUUUACUCCAUAAGAUAAUUUAACAUAUGUCUUGAAAUUACAGAUGGAUAUGAUAAGAAAUUGUAAUUUUAAUAAAUUUAGCAUUUAAGGAAUCAGAAGAAGCUCGAACACAUUUUUUUGUUAUGUAUUUUUUAGUUUCAUAAAUCAAAUUAUAAAUGAAAAAUUUUCUCUCAAUAA
This is a messenger RNA of Chironomus riparius, 3601 nucleotides long. The record is from the annotation of a GenBank genome assembly. NCBI's taxonomy places the organism in Eukaryota, Metazoa, Arthropoda, Insecta, Diptera, Chironomidae.